Scatophagus argus is the source of this 5613-nucleotide messenger RNA. It is a transcript of the gene zc3h11a, whose product is annotated as zinc finger CCCH-type containing 11A. The record is from RefSeq and is a predicted model, not a curated record. The transcript has 16 exons. Gene Ontology annotation, molecular function: metal ion binding. The coding region runs from base 1868 to 4480 and encodes 870 amino acids. NCBI's taxonomy places the organism in Eukaryota, Metazoa, Chordata, Actinopteri, Scatophagidae.
GCCAUUUUGCUAUAGUCUUAGUGCCGCUCCGGCAGUCAACGAGUUGGGACGCAGUCUUUCCUAGGCUACUCAAUUUGUAAUUUUUUUUUAAAACCAAAUCUGAAACUGGUAAUUAAAACUGAAUACUUUGCUUACACAAUAUAUUUGUCUGUUACAUUGUAGUGUUAAACAGUAUAGCAGUGAACACCACGGUAAUGAACAGCCGUCUUAAUAUUUAGCUAAGGCUAACGAUAAGGUCGCGAGAAAUUGGUGGUUUCGGUAGGCCUCUGUUAUGUAGCAUAAGCUAAAAUAACCUUAAACUGCACGAACAUCAUUUGUCACGUGUUGAACAUACGAUAUCGUAUUUUUAUUUAGUUAACAGCGUGUAGUUCGGCCAAUUCAAAUGUAAGAUGCUUCUAUUGUUUAUUUAGAUAAUUUUAACAUUCUCUUGUUUGCCGUUCUUUAUACAGUAGCAGUAGUGUUUUCAUCACUUCUGUGAAUCGCUCGUUGUUCGUUCCGGCUAGCUUUGGCCUACUUUUUAUUAAACAGUAAGUAUGGAAUUGUUUUCUUGACUGUCUUGGUUUUUAAGUUUGACCAGCACGUAUUUUGAGCCAACGGUGAAGGUGGCCUGUAUCUUAUAUUAAUUGUGAAGUAACGUCGAUUCUAGUUAGUUCACUCAGAUGUUUUAAGAGGAACGACCAUUUCUGGUUGUAGCCCCCCAUCGAAGAAGUAUGUGUUUUAUCUGUAAUGUGAGUGAAUAACUUUGUGAAUCGUCGUUUUUGCCCCUUUAUUUUCGUGCAAGUGUUAUUUUGUUAAUUUAGAGUGCAUUUUUCUUGUUCCUUAAGAUGGAGGCCAGAGUUGUUCUUAAGGCAGAUCGUAAGUGUCGAACAAAGGCCUUUAAGUAUAAAGUAAACAAACAACCAAAGUCUGGUCUCUCGAUAAUUGAAGUUUUACCUGUUCUUUAUUAUGGAUUAGAAACAUGAAAUAUAUAAACAUGGGUUGAUGACGCACUGUAGUGAGUUUGUCUACUGCUCUGGACCUCUCUUCUGACCAAAUCUUAGUUUGCUCUGGAGUCAUUAUUGAGCGCAUUCUUGUCUCACGAUGCUGUACGUGUGUGGAAAUGUCCAUCUGUCUCCUUUGUAUCUGUGCACAACUGUCUGUCUUUUAAUAACCCCUUUUCAGUUCCUUGGGGAGUGUUUUUUAUUGAUUUGUAGGUUUAAAACCAUCCUGUUGGCCCUUUGUGGGAAUCCCUGGACAUGGAUAGAUGAUAGCUUGCCCCCCCUUGAGAAUACAUUGGCGAAGAUUUUUUUCCUCUCCAGCAUUGGUAGUCAACAGCUGAAAAUCUCUAGAAGCUUGAAUAUCCUGCCCUUUUUCCCUGCUGCACCACUUAAAUGCCACCAAGUGUGCAAAAUGCCUCCAAGCCCAAGAAGAAGCUGAGGAUUUUUUUUUCUAUUCAGCAUCCCACGGUUGUCCCCUUUUUGACACAUCAAUUUAAGCAUUUUUGGAUUUAUUUUUUUAUGUCCUCCCAUUUCUUUGAUUGCUUACACCAAUUAAUAAAAAAUAAUAAAAAAAAAUCUCCAAAGGACUCCUUUGCACCCACCAUCAGUAAUGUUUAGCAGUCUGGCGGAGAUAAAGAUGUCUCAGAGAGUCUCAGAAAAGGGAUGUCGUAGGAAGACAAGUGUCUCUGGACGACCCACCCCCCUUUUCCUCUUAUCUCAUGGAUCAAGUGUUCCUUCAGGACUCCAUACUGCCACGGAGACACCCUACCAGCAGUCAGCUCAAGAGGGAGACAACUUCUCAGCCACCUCAGGGAGAGUCCUGUUGGCCCUCGAAGAGAACCAGCUGCUGGCUUUAAAGGUCGUAACCCCAUCACCUCCGUCACAUUACUAUGACCAACCAUGGAGAUGACUGCUACUUCUUUUACUACUCCACCUGCACUAAAGGAGACAGCUGCCCCUUCAGACACUGUGAGGCAGCUAUGGGCAAUGAGACCGUCUGCAACCUCUGGCAGGAGGGACGCUGCUUCCGUACCGUCUGCAAGUUUCGCCACAUGGAAAUCACAAAAAAACGAAAGGAGAUACCCUGUUACUGGGAGAACCAAGCAGCUGGCUGCCAGAAGCCACACUGCGCCUUCUUCCACGAAAAGGCCCGCUUCAUUGAUGGCAUGUUUGUCCCACCUGAUAAAACUCUAAGCAAGAAUGUGGAACAGCCACACGAAGAACCACCUCCCCCACCAGCGGCCCCGCUUCCAACUGCAACCAAUCCCCAGCUCAGAGGCGUCAUCAAGACGGAAGCUCAGGAGCCAGUGCCGAGCCCAACCCACCCACCGGUGGUGAUUAAUCCAGUAGAUGAUGAUGAGGAUGAGGAUGACCAGAUUUCAGAAGAGGGAGAGGAUGGCAAGAUUGGCUCUUCUCCUAGAAAACUACCCAAAUCAGAUGACUCACUGAACUUUGGAGUGAGCACCCUAGAGGAGAUCCGACUGAGGAAGGCCCUGAAGAACAGAGCUGGUUACUCUGUCCAGAGUGGCGACACCUCCACCAACAGAGAGAAAGAAAACAUCCAGUUAUUCUUGCAGCCACCCCUGUUUGAGGCGAGACAUGGCUCACUCGUCACUGAAGAACCUGUAAGACCAAGAGCCAGUAUUGCUGAAAGGCUUGGAGGGAAGAUUCACAACACUGGUAACCCACUGAAAAGGGGUCUGGCUGAGCGUCUGGGCAAAGUUGUGAAUGAGGAAGAGCCAUUAAUGCCCCCUCAGAAAGCUAUGAAGACUGUUAAGGAAAGACUUGGAUUGACUGCUGCCACCCAACCUGCUGAGACCAACACAGAGUCAAAGAAAGCUCCUGAGCAGAUCCGCAUUAAAACUCUUGAGGAGAUCAGGCAGGAGAAAGCAGCAAAGUCUCAGUCUCUGUCAAAAGAUGACCCCUCAGUCGUCCCUCCACGAGUCAACACUAAAAUCGCCAAGGCUGUCAAGAGAGACAUCACUGUAAAAGACCACUCUAUCACUCAUGUCAAAACUUUCUCUGAGAUCAUUCAUGCCAAGAAGAGAAGGCAGGAGGAAGAGCACACUGGGGAGAAAGGUCCAGGCAAGAGUCUGGGGGAGUCUGACACAGCUGGGGCUGCUCCUGAGGCUAUAACCCUUGGGGGGAUUAGAAUAAAGACCCUGGAGGAGAUCCGCAGGGAGAAGGCAGCGAGGAUUCAGGCUGAGCAGGCCCAGGAGGCUGAAAACAAGAAGAGCUGUGACACAGCAGAGAACGGUACCAAGAAGCCACAACUGCGACGCAUCAAGAAACCGGCCUCCCAAACAGGAAACAUCACAGAAGAGAAGAUCGCUGAAGUGACUGAGAAGCCUGUUAAGAGUUCUACUGCUGCUCCUGAGACCAGUCUCGCCAAUGGUAACAACGUCAAGGUCAAGACAUUCGAGGAGAUCAUGCGGGAGAAACGCCUUCGCAAGCAAGAAAUGGAGGAGCAGGCCAAAGGCCCAGGUGAAGCAGAACCUUGUCAGAAACCAACUGCUGAAGGGACCCUGAAGAGGAAGGUCCCUACUAAAGUCAGUCUUUUGAAGCCAGACUCCUCAUCACCUGCCUCCACCACGGUGGCCCCUGACACGACACUGACCGCCCAGAAGGUCCCUGUUCGUAAACUGAUCCCCCUCAAAUCCAAGGCUGCUGCCUCUGGUGCGAGAGGUGCUGAUGUUAGCUCAGUCCCCGUGAAGCCGAGCUCUCCUCCACCGGAGUCCUGCUCACUGAGCCCCAGCAGCUCAAGGGAGGUCCCAGACAAAACCACGCUGUCACCACCCCAGCAGACAAGGGCAGCUCCUCAGGGUUCGGCUGCAGAGGUCCCUACUACUGAUGGAGCACUGAGCAAUAACCAGAAGAAAUCCCCAGAACACACUACAUACACCAAAGUGAGGCCCAAGCUGAAAGUGAAUCCGUCUGUGAAGAAGCCUGCAGUUCCGGUGAACCCAGGCCAGAAGAGGAGAGGAGCAGAGCUGUCUGCUAUUGCUGCUGUCAAACCUCUGAAUAGUGCCUCUGCAGUGCUGGAGGAGCCACUGCAGGAGGCAACGCGCAGAAACAGACAGGUGUUCCCAUCUUCCAGUGCAGAGGCUCCGCUGAGCUCCACUGUUCCCUGUAGUCCCAGCACCUUGUUGGACUGCUCCAGUUCCAGCCCAGUGCGAGAGGAACUCCAGACUGUCCCCGUCUCCAAGCAGAGUCUGAGCCAAGACGCCAAGCCGACCAUCAGUGUUGCUGCAGCCAGAGAGGCCUGUACAGUCCCCCAGAGCCCAGUCCUGAAGACUUCUGCUCAGCCCAGGUCACGGAGAGUAAGUGUGGCGGCGUCCCGCAUUGCCUCCACCUCUGGAGCCACUGCCUCUCCCUCCGCUGUGGACGACUUUGAGGAGCUGAUCAAUGAAUUCACUGACCACCCUCUGGAGGAUGAAGACGUGGACCCCGAGAUCGGAGAGGACGACUUGCUGCAGGAGCUGUCAGAGAUGAUCGACAGCUGAGGGCUUGGUCAAUCACAAUCAACGCCCUGCCCUUCGUUGUCACCCGCCACCUUGUCUUGUGACAAGAUGUACAAGAAGACCAUCACCCACUAUCUAUUAUCAAGUGUUUUAAAAAGACAUUUCUUUUUCAUAAAAGUUUGUCUUAUUUUAAGCUUUAGCAUCGUAUUUGUUGUCAUUUACAUUUUAGACAUCUUCUUUUUCAUUUCCUGUCCGUACGAUCAUCUGAUGGGCCAGGAGUUAAUCUGCAGGGCUUAGAUGUUUUUUUUGUUUGUUUUUGUUUUUUUUUAUUAUGUCUGUUCAUGAUAGAAACUUUUCAACCCCUGAAAAGAAAAAAUGACAAAAAAAAGUUCUGGUGCUGGGAGAUGGGAAGAACAUCCUCUGUUGGUCAGAAAUUCGUGAAAGGUAAAUGUCUGGAAUGAUCAAAGUGUCAUUUUAGAGAGAAGUUUUAUGUGUAUACUGUGUAUGCAAAGGGAUGGGAAAUAAUGAAUACUGCUGCACUUAGAGUAUUCUGCCCCCAACUACUUGUGUUUUUUUACACAUAUAAAUAUCUGAGGGGACAAGACUGUUGUGUCCUAGCUAGUUCCCACAUUAUGACAUUUAAAUGUACCACUUUUAUUUUAGCAAUGAACCCAUGUAAGAAGUUAAGGUGAGAAUCUGAGAGGAUGUUUUCAAACUUCCAUCAGUCUUGUUUCUGUUCGGAUCUGUUUGUCCACCAGGUGUGUGUGUGUCUUACAGGGUGCACUUUCUGCCUGUGACUGUCCUUUUAGUGUUCAUAAAGUUUAAUUAAAAUGUGUGAAUUUUUUUUUUUUUUCCAGCUAGUUCUUUUAUUCAGUGGACAUUCUUUGAAACAAAUAGUCUGGGAUAAGUGCUCUCUGGUAUUUGUUAAUGAACACCUCAGGGACUCUUUCUGAUGUUUAUGUGCUUUAUAUGAUUGACAAACACUGUAUGUCAGUACUACAUUGCUGUCUGAGGUUGCGUCUUUCUCUUCUGCGUUAGCAUCGCUUUAUCUGUGGUGUGAGAGAAGAGAUCAAAAGCUCUUCGGUCUCAGUAUGUGUUUGCUCCAUCCCACAAAUUAACUGUUCAAAGUGAUUUGUACAGAUUAUUGUGUAAAUAAAAAAUGCUUUUAAUGACCA